GAGGAAAUGACACUCAGAAAAGUAAACAUUUUCAUCCUGGUACUUGCUGUUGUUAUAUUUCUGUUAGUGCUGCAUCACAACAUACUAGGUCUCAGUGACCUCUUGAAAAGGGAAUUGUCAGAUUCAAGCCCUGUGGGACUCCAGCCAGUAGAUUUUAUUCCUGAGGCUCCUCAAAGGUUGACGGAUGAUCAAAAUGACAAAGAAAUACCUGUGGUCAUUACAGCCUCUGAUGACAGGCUUGGGGGUGUAAUUGCAGCUGUGAACAGCAUUCACCAAAACACCAAGUCCAAUGUGGCGUUCCAUAUUGUCACUCUAAAUGAUACAGUGGACCAUUUGAGAUCAUGGCUUAGUAAAACUAGUCUGAAAAAUGUGAAAUACCAAAUUUUGGAUUUUGAUCCCCAUUUGCUGGAUGGGAAAGUGAGGAUUGACUCAGCAAUGCUAGACUCCAUAAAACCUCUAACCUUUGCAAGAUUCUAUCUGCCUAAUUUGGUCCCUAAUGCAGAAAAGGCUAUUUAUUUGGAUGAUGAUGUGAUUGUGCAAGAUGAUAUCCUUGAACUUUAUAACACUAAACUGCAACCUGGCCAUGCAGCUGCAUUCUCAGAUGAUUGUGACUCUACCACAAACAAGUUCGCAGUCCGGGGAGCAGGAAACCAGUAUAAUUACAUUGGAUUUCUUGAUUAUAAAAAAGAAGCCAUUCGGAAGCUGGCCAUGAAAGCAAGUACAUGCUCUUUCAAUCCAGGUGUCUUUGUUGCUAACCUAACAGAAUGGAAGUUACAGAAUAUCACUAAGCAACUGGAGAAAUGGAUGACACUUAAUGUGGCAGAGGAGAUAUACAGUAGGACUCUUGCAGGCAGCAUCACUACACCCCCUCUGCUCAUCGUAUUUUACAAGCGGCAUUCAAACAUUGAUCCUAUGUGGAAUGUACGCCAUCUGGGUUCUAGUGCUGGUAAAAGAUAUUCGUCACAGUUUGUGAAAGCUGCCAAACUACUCCACUGGAAUGGACAUUUCAAACCCUGGGGAAGGACAGCAUCCUACGCAGAAGUCUGGGAAAAAUGGUACAUUCCUGACCCUACCAACAAAUUCAACCUAAUCCGGAGGCACACGGAUGUCUAUGAAACAAAAUAAAUGGAUUUGAUACACUUG
This is a messenger RNA of Euleptes europaea (tarantolino), 1143 nucleotides long. It is a transcript of the gene GLT8D1, whose product is annotated as glycosyltransferase 8 domain containing 1. Lineage: Eukaryota; Metazoa; Chordata; Lepidosauria; Squamata; Sphaerodactylidae. The record is from RefSeq and is a predicted model, not a curated record. Gene Ontology annotation, molecular function: glycosyltransferase activity. The transcript is spliced from 9 exons. Gene Ontology annotation, cellular component: Golgi apparatus. Bases 7 to 1125 code for a protein of 372 amino acids.